CCCGUUUCAAAAAUGGCGGCCGCCAUCAGCGUCAACCGUCGGAAUUUAAACGGACGGGGUGGCGGGAGAGGGAACUAGUGAAGGAGGAACAGUGAGUGAGGAAACAAACAAGGAGUAGGAGGGAGGAGAGGAGUAAAGGGAGUGGGAAGGUUGUAGUGAAAGUGAGGGAGGAAUAGGGGAGUUGGGAGGGGAAUAUAGGAGCGGGGGAGGGAGAAAAUAAGUAGAGGGACGAAUAAAGGAGGAGAGAAAUAAUAGGGGAGGUGAAUAAAGGAUAGGGAGUGAAUGGGAAAGGGAGAAUAAAGGUUAAGGGAGGGAGAGGCAGGGCAACUAUGGGUAGCCUGGGAAGCCGGUUGUCGAUGGGCCGAGCUGCCACCACUGACUGUGUAUGCCAGCGGAGGAAGCGUACACGGCCCGACUGCGACUGUUGGGAGAACGAAGACGAGGAAACGAGUGCCCCGCGCAGAAAGAAGCUGAAAAGUACUUCGAAGUAUAUUUAUCAGACUCUUUUCCUCGCUGGAGAAAACAGUGAUAUUACCAUCUGUGCCCUGGGACAAGAAUGGCACCUACAUAAAAUAUAUCUGUGUCAGUCUGGUUACUUUUCAAGUAUGUUCAGCGGAUCAUGGAAGGAAUCAAAUAUGAACUAUAUAGAACUCGAGAUCCCAGAUCAGAACAUCGACUCUGAAGCACUACAAGUGACAUUUGGCUCAUUGUACAGAGACGAUGUGUUAAUUCAACCCAGUCGGGUGGUAACAAUUCUGGCAGCAGCCUGUAUGCUACAGCUGGACAGUUUGAUUCAACAAUGUGGUGAAACUAUGAAGGAAACAAUCAGCUCCAAAACUGUUUGUGGCUUCUAUGCAGCAGCUGAGACUUAUGGCUUGGAUUCAGUAAUGCAGAAAUGUCUUGAGUGGCUUUUGAACAAUCUCAUGACUCACCAAAGUGUUGAACUCCUGAAAGAACUGAGCAUAGAUCUGAUGGAGAAGCUGGUGAGCUCUCCAGACCUGUUUGUAAUGCAGGUGGAGAUGGAUGUAUAUACUGCACUAAAGAAGUGGAUGUUCCUGAAAUUAGUGCCCUCCUGGAAUGGAUCCCUGAAACAGUUAUUAACUGAUGCAGAUGCCUGGUUUUCAAAGCACAGAGAAGAAAACUGCAGUUACAAGAGCUUCCUGGAAACAGAACAAGGACAAAAGUUUGCAAUAGUGUUUUCUCACAUCCGGCUGCAAUACAUCAUCAACGAUCUGACAUCUGCUAAAAUUAUUCAGCGGGACAUGAUUAUGUCUUCAGACUGGCUUGCCGCCGUAUACAAGCAGCAGUGGUUUGCAAUGCUGAGGACUGAGCAAGACAAUGACCUUGGGCCAAGGGAAAUAAACAAGGAAGUGUUUGAAAUGCACAGCAUGCGAUGCGGAAGAAAACUGGCCAAAGAUGGUGAUUACUGCUGGCGGUGGACUGGUUUCAGCUUUGGGUUUGACCUGCUAGUUACCUAUACAAAUCGGUUUAUCAUAUUCAAGAGGAACACCCUGAGCCAGUCCUGCAGUGGCACCGUGAGUCUGCUACCUCGCAGAAACAUAGCCUACAGAUUAAGACUGGCGUCAUUUGACAGCAAUGGGAAAGUGAUCUGUAGCCGCUCAGCAGGUUACCAGAUUCUGUCACUGGAGAAAGACCAGGAACAGAUUGUGUUGAAUCUGGACAGCAGACUUCUGAUGUUCCCACUCUACAUUUGCUGCAAUUUCCUUUAUACUUCACCAGAGACAAAACCUGAGAUUGACGAUCAGCCACCAAACAGUGAAAGCUGAAAAAGAGAUGACACUGUUGUCUCUGCCCAAGAGAUGAAUCACACUUCUCCAGGAGUAGCUCUUGGUCAUUUUAACCAUUUCUGGGGACAGAAUAUGUACCUGUUCAUUACACCAGUCUGGGGUACUACACAUAAAGGAAUAAAAAAAAUUAAAACUUCACAAGUACAAAAUGGAAAAAAACUGCUGCAUCUACCUUUCUCGCUUUGCAUUUUGUCUCAGAGAAACAGUGGUGUUCUGGAACUGUAAGCUUGAAAUAUUCAGUUACAAAUGUUUUAGAUGGGAUAAACAUGCUCCAAACCAAAUUGUUCUUGCUUCCCUAAUUUCAGGCUGCUAUGUACUGUACAACUGAUUUUGAAGAGUAAUCAAGCAAGUAGCCAGGUCUGUAUGAGCAGUUGCUAUCCAAAGCGACAAAAACCUCGAACAGUAAUGCAGACUUACCUUCUCCCUUUUCCCAGGAUAUAUAUUCGAUAUUCAGGCAAUGCUGCUGUUAUGGAGCAUGGAAAUGGGUUCUUAAGCCUAACAUCCAUGUUGACCAAGGUACCUACCUGAGUUAGUUCCAUUUCCCUGUAUUUGGCCCGUAUCCAUUUAAACUUUCCUCUUCUUGUAUCUGUCCAAAUGUCUUUUAAGUGUUGGAAUUGUACAUGCCUCUGCCAUGUAUUCUUCCACCAUAUUUUGUGUAAAAAAGUUGCCUUUCAGAUCUUCUUUAAAAUUGUCCCCUCUCACCUUAGAUAUUUACCCUCUAGUUUUAGACUCCUCUAUCCUGGGAAAAAGAGUUUGGCCAUCCACUUUAUCUAUGCCCCAAGUUUAGAAGUAUUUUCUGUAAGUUUUAGUUAAUGAGUCAAAUUAGAGCAUGAGGUAUUAACUAACCAGAGGUUCCAGACUCAGAUAUGGGGCCUGACUGAUCUCUCCUCAUCUCGUCCUGGGGACAGGGAUCAUUCUGUGAUAUCUGCAUACCUAAGCAUGUCUGGUACAAGACUGUUAAUGGUGUUGCAGAGGAGACCAGAAUAGUUUGCUUGUGAAACUUUAAAGCAGAAACAGAACAGCAAGAACAAACAUUCGGACAGCUCUUCUUUGUCCCAACCUAAAGAACCAACAACCGAACUGCUUUCCUUCCUCCCCAUCCCAAAGGACAAACAAUCAAACACCUCUCGUUCUUCCCCAUCGCAAAGAAAAUAAACAAAAAUAAACAACCAUACAGCCCUCAUUCCUCCCCAUCCCAAAGAACCAGCAACCAAACGUCUCUCUUUACUCCUCAUUCCAAAGAGCAAGCAACCAAAUAGCUCUCCUUCCUCUCAACCCAAACAAAACAGAUCAUUAAGAAACAUUCAGCUUGUGCCUUUUCAAACUGGACUUUUAGCUGCUAGAACAAUUAUACCCUCAGCAGGUAGGAAACUGUAAAAACUGUCUGUCACAAUACAGCAGUUUUACCUAUUAGCAAAUCUAAAGGUAGUCUAGUUAACCUUGCUUCACUUAAAACUGAAUUAUUGCUUGUCCUAUUUGGAAUCUGAAUUCCUGUUUGAAUGAGAAAUGGAGGAGUAGAUAGAGAGCCAAAUGUUUCAUUCUUUGAUGGUGUAUCAUGUUUUGCAGUGUUAAAUGUGGAAUUCCUACUUUGCACCUACGUGAAACACUGCAUUUGGCAAUCAUUAAAUAUGUCAACCAAACAAAAAAAAUGCAGAUGCUGAAAAUCUGAAAUAAAACCUGAAAAUGCUUUUCACCACAAAUGCAUAACAGUUAGACAAUAGACAAUAGGUGCAGAAGUAGACCAUUCGGCCCCUCGAGUCUGCACCGCCAUUCUGAGAUCAUGGCUGAUCAUUCACUAUCAAUACCCAGUCCCUGCCUUGUCCCCAUAUCCCUUGAUUCCCCUAUCCAUCAGAUAUCUAUCUAGCUCCUUCUUGAAAGCAUCCAGAGAAUCGGCCUCCACCGUCUUCCGAGGCAGUGCAUUCCACACCUCCACAACUCUCUGGGAGAAGAAGCUCUUCCUCAACUCUGUUUUAAAUAACUGACCUCUUAUUCUCAAUCCAUGCCCUCUGGUACUGGACACUCCCAACAUCUGGAACAUAUUUCCUGCCUCAAUCCUAUCAAAUCCUUUAAUUAUCUUAAACGUUUCAAUCAGAUCCCCUCUCAAUCUCCUCAAUUCCAGCGAGUACAAGCCCAAUCUCUCCAAUCUCUCUGCGUAAGACAGCCCUGUCAUCCCAGGAAUCAACCUAGUGAAUCUACGCUGCACUUCCUCAAUUGCCAGAAUGUCCUUCCUUAAACCUGGAGACCAAAACUGUACACAAUAUUCCAGGUGUGGUCUCACCAGGGCCCUGUACAAAUGCAAAAGGACAUCCUUGCUCUUGUACUCAAUUCCCCUUGUAACACAGGCCAACAUUCCACUUGCCCUCUUCACUGCCUGUUGCACUUGCUCAUUCACCUUCAUUGACUGGUGAACUAGGACUCCUAGGUCUCUUUGCAUUUCUCCCUUACCUAACUCUACACCGUUCAGACAAUACUCUGCCCUCUUGUUCCUGCUUCCAAAGUGGAUAACUUCACAUUUAUUCACAUUGAAUGACAUCUGCCAAGUAUCUGCCCACUCACCUAGCCUAACCAAGUCUCCCUGUAUUCUCCUAACGUCCUCUUCGCAUGUCACACUACCACCCAGUUUAGUAUCAUCAGCAAACUUGCUGAUAUAGUUUUCAAUGCCCUCAUCUAAAUCGUUGACAUAAAUCGUAAAGAGCUGUGGUCCCAAUACAGAGCCCUGUGGUACCCCACUAGUCACCUCCAGCCAGUCCAAGAAACACCCAUUCACUGCUUUCUAUCUGCCAACCAGUUUUCUAUCCAUGUUUACUCACCAAUCUCCUAUGUGGCACCUUAUCGAAUGCCUUCUGAAAAUCUAGGUACACAACAUCCACUGACUUACCCUCGUCUAACAUCCUUGUUACACCCUCAAAAAACUCCAACAGAUUAGUCAAGCAUGAUUUGCCCUUGGUAAAUCCAUGCUGGCUCAGCCUAAUCCUAUUACUGCCAUCAAGAUGUGCCACUAUUUCGUCCUUAAUAAUGGACUCAAGCAUCUUCCCCACGACUGACGUUAGUUCUCCGUUUUCUCCUUCCCUCCCUUCUUGAAAAGUGGGAUAACAUUAGCCACUCUCCAAUCUUCAGGAACUGAUCCUGAAUCUAAGGAACAUUGGAAAAUGAUUACCAAUGCAUCCGCAAUUUCCUGAGCCACCUCUUUUAGAACCCUCGGAUGCAGACCAUCUGGACCCGGGGAUUUAUUAGCCUUCAGUCCUACCAAUCUACUCAUCACAGUUUCUUUCCUAAUGUCAAUCUGUCUCAAUUCCUCUGAUAUCUUAUGACCGUGGCCCAUCCAUACAUCUGGGAGAUUGCUUGCGUCCUCCCUGGUGAAGACAGAUCUAAAGUACGCAUUAAAUUCUGUUGCCAUUUCCCUGUUUCCCAUAACAAUUUCUCCCAAUUCAUUCUUCAAGGGGCCAACAUUGUUCUUAACUAUCUUCUUUCUCUUCACAUAGCUAAAAAAGCUUUUGCUAUCCCCUUUUAUAUUCCUGGCUAGACUGAGCUCAUACCUGAUUUUUUCUCUCCGUAUUGCUUUUUUAGUUAAGAUCUGCUGUUCCUUAAAACUUUCCCAAUCAUCUGUAUUCCCACUCAUCUUAGCCCUGUCAUACUUCUUUUUCUUUAAUGCUAUACAAUCUCUGACUUCCUUUGUCAACCACUGUGGCCCCUUCCCCCUCUUUGAAUCCUUCCUUCUCAUUGGAAUGAACUGCUUUUGCAUCUUUUUGUAUUAUCCCCAAGAAUAUCUGCCACUGCUGAUUCACUGUCUUUCCUGCCAGGGCAUCCGCCCAUUUAACUUUGGCCAGCUCUUCCCUCAUGGCUCCGUAGUCUCCUUUAUUUAAUUGCAACACUGAUACCUCUGAUCUGCCCUUAUCCCUCUCAAAUUGUAGAAAAAAACUUAUCAUGUUAUGAUCACUACUUCCUAAUGGCUCCUUUACUUCAAGAUCACUUAUCAAUUCCUGUUCAUUACACAUCACCAAGUCCAAAAUAGCCUCGUUCCUGGUUGGCUCAAGCACAAGCUGUUCCAAAAAUACAUCCCUUAGUCACUCCACAAACUCCCUACCCUGGGGUCCAGCACCUACCUGAUUCUCCCAGUUCACCUGCAUGUUGAAAUCUCCCAUAACGACUGCAUUACCUUUAGCACAUGCCAAAGUUAACUCCCUAAUCAACUUGAGCUUAUUGACUUAACUUGAGUUAGCUUGAGAUGUUCUGGAGAUCAGAGUUCAAUUCUGGCACCUUACUGUAAGGACUCUGUACAUCCUGCCCAUGGGAUGUGUGGUUUCUUCCCACAGUCCAAAGAUGUAUUGAAUAGGUUAAUUGGUUAUUGUAAAUUGUCCCAUGAUUAGAUUAGGGUUAAUUAGAUUUGUCAGGUGUUGCUAGGUUGGCAUGGCUCGCAGGACCAGAAGAGCCUACUCCAUGCUGUAUUGCUAAAUAAAUAAAUACUCAGCAAAUUAGGCAGCAUCUGUGGAGGAAUUUCAGAAAGAUUCACUUUCUUCCUCAACAGCUGCCAUCUGCUGAGUAUUUUCAGCUUGCUGUUUUUUACACCAAUAAUUAUUAUUUUUCCUAAUGAAAGGAUAUGUGUCAGUAAUCUAUCUUGAGAAAUAGAUACGCAAGUUCAUCUUUUGGUACCCACUGUCAUGGCCACAUUGCCGUAAUCUCACUUUAUAAUCACAAGAGCCCCAGCACUUGAAGGAGUUAAACCUCUGCAGUGUGGAACAACACUGCCAAUCUGAGACAGCCUCCAACCGCAAGCUGAAACUUCGAGCUACACAGACAAACUGCUGGAAGAACUCAAGGCCAGGCAGCAUUUAUGGAAAAGAAUAUAGUUAAUGUUUUGGGCUGAGACCCUUUAUCAACUGAUGCUGCCUGUCCUGCUGAGUUCCUUCAGCAUUUUGUGUAUGUUGCUUAGAUUUCCAUCAUCCACAGAUUUUCUCUUAAUUGUGAUUGGAACUUGAAGCUCCUCACUUCCUGGUACUCUGUAGCCUCAGUAUGUUUAAUUUAGUAGCAUAGGUUGUAAGUGUUCGCCCUUCUAAGGAAGGGCCCUGAUUUUACUGCAGCUUGUACUUAUAACCAUAUAACAAUUACAGCAUGGAAACAGGCCAUCUCGGCCCUUCUAGUCCGUGCCGAACAUUUACUCUCACCUAGUCCCACCUACCUGCACUCAGCCCACAACCCUCCAUUCCUUUCCUGUCCAUAUACCUAUCCAAUUUUUUUUUAAAUGACAAAAUCGAACCUGCCUCUACCACUUCUACUGGAAGCUUGUUCCACACAGCUACCUCUCUCUGAAGUUCCCCCUCGUGUUAUCCCUGAACUUUCGCCCUUUAAUUCUCAACUCAUGUCCUCUUGUUUGAAUCUCCCUGACUCUCAAUGGAAAAAGCCUAUCCACUCAACUCUGUCUAUCCCCCUCAUAAUUUUAAAUACCUCUAUCAAGUCCCCCCUCAACCUUCUAUGCACCUUGAAGUGAGGAAAACAUCAUAAGUUCUUUCAAGGCAAAAUCAUUAAAUAAAACUUUGUUCCAAGCCACAGAAUUAUUAAGACCCAGUAGUGCACUUCAGCCCUAAUCACUGGAUGUGUAAUAAAGUUUUUCCUCGUGUAAUUUUUGAUUCUUCAGCCCAUUACUUCAAUUUUAUUUUAAUCUUUCUGCUAAUGAGACCAGUUUCUCUUUCACUGUACUGAUUCAAUAGCUUUUAUGAUCUUAAACACUUUGAUCUGAACUUCGUGUGACUGCUGUUCCAAGCGGAACAAACUCAACAUUUCCAGUUUCUCCACAGAAGUCUGUUAUCACUAAAAAUGUUUAGAAGAUCUCUUCUGUAUCUUCCCAAAUGUCAUUACUACUACAAUUGUGGCCAGUCAGUUUUUCAUGAAGAUACAUCAUAACUUUCUUUGCCUGAAUUUAUAAAAACCAAGAUCCCAUUUGCUUUCCCACUGAUGAAAUCCAAGCCCCUAUGCUGCCACUUUCAAUAAACUGUGCAUAUACUGUACAUCCUCAGAUCUCUUCUGCCUCUUUUAGUUUUUAUUGGCUUUACACAUUCUUCCAUUCAAAAUUUAAUACUUGUAAUUUCUUAGCAUUAAAUUUCAUCAGCCAGAUAGCCACAUGUUCUACAGGCUUCUACACAUAUUGUUCUCACUUCACCAGAUGUUUUAUGUUAUUGCAAAUUUGGAUAUUGUAUUCUAUAUGCACAAGUUCAAGUUAUUAAUGAUCUUUUAAGGAAAGGCAAUGGUCCCUGUAUCCAUCCUUAGAUAAUUCUGCCGUUUGCUUCUUUCUGAUCUAAGAAACAGUUUCACUACUUUUUAUAUUCCUUUACUGAGCCAAUUUUCUAUCCUUGCUGUUACAGCCCUUUUUCAUUCGAUAGUCUUCAGUUUUGAUCACCAGACUUUUGGAAGUUCAAUCCAUGUUGUCUUUCUCUAACCAACACACUCUCGUCAAUGUAACUCCUCAUUCUGUCUCAGAUUGAUCUUAGGGAGGGUAGGCAUACAGCAAGGUUCAUCAAACAGAAAUGUGAUAACACCGUGUCCUCAAGAUCCUUUCUCUGCCUCAUCUUCAAGUAUUUCCAUAGCUGAUGAGGAUAUUGUUCUGGAUUAUAUUUAAUGCUCAGUUAAUGUCAUUAAAUUAAAGUUUAACAGGUAUUUAUCUA
Messenger RNA from Hypanus sabinus (Atlantic stingray), 8464 nucleotides. It is a transcript of the gene gmcl1, whose product is annotated as germ cell-less, spermatogenesis associated. Gene Ontology annotation, molecular function: protein binding. The transcript has 14 exons. Bases 330 to 1787 code for a protein of 485 amino acids. The record is from RefSeq and is a predicted model, not a curated record. NCBI's taxonomy places the organism in Eukaryota, Metazoa, Chordata, Chondrichthyes, Myliobatiformes, Dasyatidae. Gene Ontology annotation, biological process: germ cell development.